Molecule: messenger RNA, 1284 nt
Organism: Lycium barbarum (goji berry)
Lineage: Eukaryota; Viridiplantae; Streptophyta; Magnoliopsida; Solanales; Solanaceae
Exons: 3
Coding region: 196-735 (179 amino acids)
Cellular component (GO): nuclear membrane
Source: RefSeq, a predicted model, not a curated record
UAUUUCAUGGACGAUAUUGCUACUGCUUAUUGAAGAUCAUAACAGUGGACAAUCUAACCAGUUUAUCAACUGCUAGCAAUAUAAGCUCCUGCCAGCAUUCAAUAACUCGGUACGACUCCCAUAGCUUACCUGCCUUAUAUACUUGCUGAAAUAAACAUUUACAGACCAGUUAAGCUUAUCGUCUUCUCAGUUGUUAUGGGAACUCUUGUCCAUGGGUCAUGCAUUUCUGGCAACAAGAUUGAAGCAGGGUUACAAGUUGAGUUGAAAGAGAGGAAUAAGAUGAAGCUCGGAGGUUCAAGCAGGGAAUACAUGCUUCACUGGAUUCCCAUCAGCCGCGCAUACGAUUUGGAGAAUCCAUUUGUAGCUCCAUUAGCUGAUGCAGAACCAUUGGAAGAAACAGAAGAGAAAGAACAUCAGGAUGAAAGGGGCUUUGUUCUUCAGAAUGAGAAUAAUGAUUUGGUGCAGGGUCUAGAUUCAUCGUUAGCCGAUAUGUAUUUGUUGCCAUAUGUAAAAAGUUUGACUCCAUCAUCUCCGCUGAUGCCUGAAGAGAUGAAGUCCCCAUUUCACUUUAGUCAUGAGGAAGUAAAGAUAAAUCUACCAGGAAAAUGCAUGGAGAGCAUGAACUCAGUUUGCUGCAGCCUGCUUACGAACCUGACAAGGAAAACAACACUCCGCAGGCCCUUCUUGUCUCGGCAGAAUCCCAAACAGAAAAUGCCGAUAGUAGUACCCCAGUAAGAUCUCAGCAUUUGGUCUAGAAGGGGAAAAUGUUCCAGUGUUCAGAUUCAAACUGGUAGAGAUAGAUCAAUUAUUGAAAAAGUUCACAUUGACACUGAAGUUUACUCACUUAAUCAUGAGAAGAUUGCAAUGGAAUCCUCUUUCUAGUGGAAAAAAGGAUGGAGAAGAUGCCUUCACUGUAUUUUCCUCCACCUGCUAUUAAUUUAAUUUAUUGAACUGAUGAUAGAUGCUUCAAUAUGGCACAUGCCCAGUGCAUACAUAACCAUCUAAAGACUUAUAUACGGCAGCGUCUCACUUGAACUCACUCUUGUUAGCAGAAAACUUCAACAUCUGCUUGAUGAUGACAUAGUUCCCCAGAUUCAAUUGAGAUACACCAACUCUGACAGGAGUAAACUCUGAUGUGUUCUUAAUUCAUGUAAUUAUUUGAAGUUAUUCCUUAUUGCAUGUGCUUUCGCAAUGUUGGUCAUACACAUAGUCUAAUCAUUCUCUUUGUCCAAAGUCCAAACUGACGAAAAUUUAACAUACACCGUAAUUACAGACUAACUUUGU